Molecule: messenger RNA, 2228 nt
Organism: Beta vulgaris subsp. vulgaris (sugar beet)
Lineage: Eukaryota; Viridiplantae; Streptophyta; Magnoliopsida; Caryophyllales; Amaranthaceae
Product: glucan endo-1,3-beta-glucosidase 5
Exons: 3
Coding region: 543-2075 (510 amino acids)
Biological process (GO): carbohydrate metabolic process
Cellular component (GO): plasma membrane
Molecular function (GO): hydrolase activity, hydrolyzing O-glycosyl compounds
Source: RefSeq, a predicted model, not a curated record
AAGUGGGGGCAUAACUUGCUACACUCUACAUUCUUCCUCUGUUUUACUCACUUCAUUCCUCUGCUUUCCCCUGACUUUAUUAUAGUGUUUGUGAGCUUUGCUUUGCUUUACUUUCUUUUUUGUUGCUCCUCUUUAUAUGCAAUACAACCACUACUUCAACUUACGUUCUUUCUCUCACCUUUACGACUGCUUCCUUCUCUCUUUUUCUAACAAUUAUUUCGUCAUAAUCCAUUUCUCAUCAUAGAUUCUUUUAAAUAUUAAUUCUCACCUACAAUUAUUGACCUUUUUCUGUUCAGAUACUCCUAGUUAACUUAACGAGCAAUCAAUUGAAACACCCAUAUUUUUGUUCUUCUUCUUAAUUUUCUCUUUUGUAGAUAAAUUGUCACAAGAAAUUGCGCCAAAUAAAAAAAAAAAACUUUUGUGGGUAUUGAUUUCUACAAAAAAAAAAAAAAAAAACCCAAGUGUUAAAAUUUUAUUGGGUUAGUGAAAUCAAAGUGAAAAAAGCUCUAAACUUUCUUCUUACCAAACAAAAAAAAGUUAAUAUGGGGAAGAAGAAGACUAUGAGUGGGUGUUUUUGUUUAUAUGGUGAGGUGAGGUGCAUGAUUGGUACUAUGGGGUUGAUUUUAAUGGUGAUGAUGAUGGGUGUUGAUGGAAAUAGUAUAGGGGCAAAUUGGGGAACACAAGCAACACAUCCUUUAGAUGGAGAAAUAGUUGUUCAAAUGUUGAAAGAUAAUGGAAUUUCAAAGGUGAAGCUUUUUGAACCAGAUGUUAAUGCAUUAAAAGCUUUAGGUAAGUCAGGAGUUGAGGUUAUGAUUGGUAUUCCAAAUGAUUUGUUGGCUGCUUUAUCAACUGAUGUUAGUGCUGCUGAAAAAUGGGUUUCCAAGAAUCUUUCCUCUUAUGUCUCUUCCCAUGGUGUUAAUGUCAGAUAUGUUGCAGUUGGUAAUGAACCGUUUUUGAAGACAUUGAAUGGGACAUAUGAUGCAAUGACACUUCCAGCACUUCAAAACAUCCAAUCAGCACUAAUAAAAGCUGGCUUAGCCAAUCAAGUGAAGGUCACUAUCCCUCUGAAUGCGGAUGUAUACCAAACCUCGUCCAAUGUCCCUUCUGGUGGAGACUUUCGCUCAGACAUCAAUGACCUUAUGUUGAAGAUCGUCAAAUUCUUGAAUGACAAUGCAUGUCCUAUAACCAUCAAUAUCUACCCCUUUAUAAGCCUUUAUAAUGACCCCAACUUCCCUGCAGACUACGCCUUCUUUGAUGGAUUUUCAUCUCCUCUGGAUGACAAUGGAAAGACCUAUACCAAUGUUUUUGAUGCUAAUUAUGACACACUUGUUUGGUCCCUUCAGAAGAACGGGUUUCCAAAUAUGUCGAUUAUUGUUGGAGAGAUCGGAUGGCCAACCGAUGGAGACAAUAAUGCUAACCCUACCACUGCUCGAAGAUUCAAUCAAGGGUUAGUUAAUCAUCUCUCAGCAGGCAAAGGUACUCCUAUGAGGCCCAGUGGUCCUAUUGAUGUUUACCUUUUUAGCCUCAUCGACGAGGAUGACAAAAGUAUCCUACCAGGGAACUUUGAGAGGCACUGGGGGAUCUUCAACUAUGACGGAACCCCAAAGUACCAGCUUAACCUCGGACUGGCUAAAAUUGGGUCUGUCAUGCCAGCCAAAGGGGUUCAAUAUCUCGAAAAAAAAUGGUGCGUUAUGUCUUCCUCAGCUAAUUUAACGGAUCCACAAAUAGCCUCGAGUGUGAGCUAUGCUUGUGAAAGAGCUGAUUGUACGAGCCUAGGGGAUGGAACAUCAUGCAGUAAUCUGGAUGUACAGGGGAAUAUAUCUUACGCGUUUAACAGCUAUUAUCAGGAACAAAAUCAGCAGGACAAAGCAUGCCAAUUUCCAAAUGGUCUUUCUACGAUAACAACGAAGGAUCCGUCUUCUGGGACAUGUCGGUUUAUUGUUCAGAUUAAGAGUGAGACAAGUUCAAGGUUAAGCAGCAGUGCAGGUCAUGGUUCUGGUUUGAGGUCUGGUUCUGUAAAAGCUCCUGUUAGUUUUGUAGCCUUAGUGUUCAUAAUUGUUAUUACUAUUUUGUAAAAUUUCUGCUGAAGUAGUAUUCCAAUUCUCUCUUUUAAAUGUUUCUGUUUGCCUCAUGGUUGUCAGAUUUGUUUUGUGAAUCAUAGGCUGUACCAAUUACCAUUCUGAAGACUGAAAUGGUUAAAUAUAAUUAGUUGAUGUGUUGAGAUGGAA